CACAAGGAACGUCACUAUCAGCCUUUCCCUCUGUGUGAGGAUCCUGCUGACUAUACCAAGCACAUCUGCCAAACAUGUAUGGGCUCUUGUCACGAACAGUGUUUGUGCGACCGACAAACAUGUUGAUCACACAGCCACUUCAGGUCUUGAGCAUCGCACGGGAACUAGGGAAAAGAUCAGGAAAUAAGCUCAUACGAUUUCGUGCUGCAAGGGAACCUGAUCAACAAAGACUUCUUAAUUUUGGCUCGUUCACCUUUCAAGAUUCAGAAGCAGCAGGUGAAAUCGUUUAUCAAACUUCAACCAUAACCGUACCGAUCAACGGCAGAGCGGCAAGCAAUUAUGAAACAUUAAAGUUUGCUCCUAAAAAGAGGCAAGACCAAGAGAUUGGUUUGAUAGAAGUUGCAUCAAUGGUUGGAUUACCUCUAAAUAUUUCGGGAAGACAGGUGAUACGACAAAAGGUUGAAGAUGAAACAGAAAGUCAAGUUGCAUCAGAGUCAGAGUUAAAGUAUGUUCUAGCACCUAUCUCUCAAUCUUUACCAGAAGUCUCGUUUCAGGCAGAAGUCAAAUGUGAAAGAAGGCAAAAUGCAUCUGAGAAAAUUCGAUCGGGCAAGGGAAUGUUUUCAAAAAGAUACAGCUUUGACAGUGAAGCACCUAUUGCAACCCGAACAUUGUCACGAUUGGACAGUGCUUGGGAAAAGUUUGGUGGUUUUACAAAUCGGUACCAAAGAAAGUCAGUCUAUCGGGAGCAACAGUAGACGGAGGCAGAAGAGAAGGACGACGAGAUAGCAGUGGGGCUGUUAAGACCUGAGUUGUAUUUUACUAAUAUCCAUGUAAUAUAAUGUUGUACUGUAAAAAGAAAU
Meira miltonrushii is the source of this 860-nucleotide messenger RNA. RefSeq lists its product as uncharacterized. The transcript is spliced from 3 exons. NCBI's taxonomy places the organism in Eukaryota, Fungi, Basidiomycota, Exobasidiomycetes, Exobasidiales, Brachybasidiaceae. Bases 75 to 755 code for a protein of 226 amino acids. The record is from RefSeq and is a predicted model, not a curated record.